Molecule: messenger RNA, 3122 nt
Organism: Pyrus x bretschneideri (Chinese white pear)
Lineage: Eukaryota; Viridiplantae; Streptophyta; Magnoliopsida; Rosales; Rosaceae
Product: gamma-tubulin complex component 3
Exons: 3
Coding region: 154-2721 (855 amino acids)
Biological process (GO): meiotic cell cycle; microtubule nucleation; mitotic cell cycle
Cellular component (GO): equatorial microtubule organizing center; gamma-tubulin small complex; centrosome
Molecular function (GO): gamma-tubulin binding; microtubule minus-end binding
Source: RefSeq, a predicted model, not a curated record
GAUAAUAAAACGAAAAAGAAGAAAACCCCAUUUCCGCGCCCAACAAAUCAAAAACCCUGCAGUCACACUCAACAGUCUCACCUUCUCCAAAUCACUCCCACACUCGCAAGAUCCCCACUCUCCCCUUCCCACUUCGACCUUCCUCUCUCACCAAUGGAGGAAGAAGACCAGCAAAAAGUUGCAGAUCUGAUCAAAGAGCUCGUCAUCCGCCUCCGCUCCCAAAACCCCAAUUCUGAAUCUCACCCACCGACUCCAAACACCCCGGAAUUCCAGAGCUCGCUUCGCUACGCUUUCCGGUUGAUCUCCAGCCGAUUAAAUCCGUCCGUGGCUCCCGACGCCGCCGCCAUAGCCGAGUCCACCAAGCGCCGCCUCGCCACUCAAGGUAAGUCCUCGCAAGCUCUCACUUUUGCCGACCUUUAUACCAAAUUCGCGUCGAAAACCGGACCGGGGAGUGUAAAUAACAAAUGGGCAGUCGUUUAUUUGCUUAAAAUUAUAUCGGAGGAUCGGAAAAAUGGCAAGACACAGUUGGAUUCUUCGGUUUUGUUGCCGAAUUUGGGGUUUAAUGAUGCCGAAUCGGGGAAGGAAUCGAGGGUUUUGGUGGGUAGGGGAAAUAAGGAAAAGGGUUGGAAUAAUGGGGUUUUGUUGGUUUCUAAAGACCCGGAAAAUCUUCGCGAAAUUGCGUUUAGGGAGUAUGUGAAUUUGAUUAAAGAAGAGAAUGAAGUUUCUGAAGAGGUUUUGGUGAGAGAUGUGUUGUAUGCCUGCCAAGGAAUUGAUGGAAAGUAUGUGAAGUUUGAUAGUAGUGCUGAUGGUUAUGCUUUAUCUGAUCUGAUUAAGGUGCCUAGAGCAACCCGCAUUAUGGUUCGGAAGCUUUGUGAAUUGGGGUGGUUGUUUAGGAAGGUUAAAGGGUAUAUUUCAGAGAGUAUGGAUGGGUUUCCAUCUGAAGACGUUGGAACCGUCGGGCAGGCCUUUUGUGCUGCAUUGCAAGAUGAGCUCUCCGAUUAUUAUAAGUUGUUGGCAGUGCUUGAAGCACAGUCGAUGAAUCCGAUUCCUUUGGUUUCAGAGACAGCGAGCUCAGGGAAUUAUCUUUCGCUGAGGAGGUUGUCUGUUUGGUUUGCCGAGCCAAUGGUGAAAAUGCGGUUGAUGGCUGUUUUGGUUGAUAAAUGUAGGGUCUUAAGAGGUGGGGCAAUGGCUGGGGCUAUUCAUUUGCAUGCCCAGCAUGGUGACCCAUUGGUGCACGAGUUCAUGGGACGUUUACUUCGGAGGGUGUGUUCUCCUCUAUUUGAGAUGGUGAGGAGUUGGGUUUUGGAAGGGGAGUUAGAGGAUGUUUUUGCAGAAUUCUUUGUAGUGGGCCAGCCAGUGAAAGCUGAGUCCCUUUGGAGGGAGGGUUACAUGCUCCAUGCCGGAAUGCUUCCUUCUUUUAUUUCACAAUCUCUUGCUCAACGCAUCCUGAGGACAGGCAAGUCAAUCAAUUUCCUUCGUGUCUGUUGUGAGGAUCGUGGUUGGGCUGAUGCUGCAACAGAAGCUGCAGCUGCUGCUGGUACCACGACAAGAAGAUGGGGUCUUGGAUAUGGUGAAAGUGAUGCUCUUGAGUCUUUGGUGGAUGGAGCAGCAAAGAGAGUUGAUAAGCAUUUGUUGGAUGUUAUUUACAACCAGUAUAAGUUCAAGGAGCACUGUCUUGCAAUAAAGCGGUAUUUACUCCUUGGACAGGGUGACUUUGUUCAGUAUCUAAUGGAUAUUGUUGGGCCUGAGCUCUCUGAACCUGCUAACACUAUAAGCUCUUUUCAGCUAGCUGGAUUGCUUGAAACUGCAAUCCGAGCAUCUAAUGCUCAGUAUGAUGAUCGUGACAUAUUGGAUAGGUUGAAGGUAAAGAUGAUGCCACAUGGAACCGGAGAUAGGGGCUGGGAUGUGUUUUCAUUGGAAUAUGAUGCAAGGGUUCCUUUAGAUACUGUUUUUACAGAGUCUGUGAUGACAAAGUAUUUAAGAAUUUUUAAUUUCUUGUGGAAGCUUCGGCGAGUAGAGCAUGCCCUUAUUGGUAUUUGGAAGACAAUGAAGCCAAAUUGUAUCACCUCUCGUUCAUUUAUGAAGCUUCCCCAUGCAGUUAAGUUGCAGUUACUUUCAACUCUCAGACGAUGCCAGGUUCUUUGGGAUGAAAUGAAUCAUUUUGUCUCAAACUUGCAGUACUAUAUCAUGUUUGAAGUCUUGGAGGUGUCCUGGUCCCAUUUCUUGGACGAAAUGGAGGUGGCCAAGGACCUUGAUGAUCUACUUGCUGCACAUGAAAAGUACCUCCAUUCAAUUGUGGAGAAAUCUCUCCUUGGAGAACGGUCCCAAACCCUUUACAAUUCACUCUUUGCCUUGUUUGAUCUUAUACUGAAAUUCCGAAGUCAUGCAGAUCGAUUGUCUGAAGGGAUUAAUGAGUUGCAAGCAAGAACCAUGGAAUCCUCUUUACCCUCUCGAGACAAGAGUAAAACUAAAAAGCGAUCAAAUGAUAGGUCCUCAGAGCCUGGAUCCUGGAUUAGUGAAGGCAGGAAAGCCCUCACACAACGUGCUGGUGAAUUUCUUCGGAAUAUGGGACAAGAUUUAGACACACUAUCAAAAGAAUAUUCAUCAUUGCUUGAGGAUUUUAUUUCCAAGUUACCCAUGCAACAACAUGUUGAUUUAAAGUUCCUCCUGUUUCGGCUUGACUUCACUGAGUUUUAUAGCCAGUUGCGUCCUAGUACGUAGAAAACAAGCUAGUCCAUACGAGUUGAAGCAAAUGCGAUCGGAAUUCGUGACAUGAUCAAACUAAUUUUUCGUUCAUUAGUCGUCUCUGCUCAUCUGGUUGACAAUCAGCUGCAGCUGGCUGACGGGACCAACCAAAUCACUUUAUUUUGCUGAUUGUUAGAUGAUGUUUGCUUCUUUCUGAUGGCAUGUGUGGAAGAUUUACAGUUGACUUGAAGGUAUAUUGCAUCAGUAGAUCAGGGUGUGGGAUUUGAUUGUGUACACGUAUCGUAGCUGAUAUUUUUCAAGUUUUGUUUUUCGGGUGAGUCUUUUUUGGGAGGUGUCUCAUUAGAGCUUGUAUGUCUGUACUGUAUCAUAGUUCUGGAUUAGAUUGAAUGAUAGAUAACAGGCGCGUACUUUAUGCA